This is a messenger RNA of Drosophila simulans, 1029 nucleotides long. Its product is annotated as peptide tarsal-less AA. The transcript has a single exon. The record is from RefSeq and is a predicted model, not a curated record. Lineage: Eukaryota; Metazoa; Arthropoda; Insecta; Diptera; Drosophilidae. Bases 782 to 880 code for a protein of 32 amino acids.
GCUUACGACUUGACGAAAAUCAAAUCAAAAGAUCGACAACAUUCGACGAGUGCAGAUCAGCAGCUAAAAGAAAACCAGCUGAGACAUCAGAAAAGUCCGCAGAUUUUCACGUAACGCCUUAAAGAUUUUCCGUGCGGUUCCCGAACAAACCAAACAUUAUUAACAAACAAUAAACGAAUUUGUAGUGUCAGUGACUUUUGAACGCACGAAAAAAUCCCCAAACACACAACCAAACGUGACUGUAUAAUCAGCCCCAAGAAACCCAACAACUGGUGGUGAUAAUAAAAGAACUUACAACAACAGCGCCGAGAACCAGUAUAAAGUUCAAUACCGCGCUGAUUCAAAUUAAACAAAGGAGAAUCGACAGCAGCAGCAACAAAAAGCCAGCUCGGUUUUGUCAUUCAAGUAUUUUUGGUCAAUACACGGCAUACGAAAUGGCAGCCUACUUGGAUCCCACUGGCCAGUACUAAAGAAGCUACACGAAGACAGCAAGACAUCGUAAUCGUAGACCUCUUUAGAAAAUCCAAUAAAUCACAGAUCUUCGCCAUGGCAGCCUAUCUGGAUCCCACUGGUCAGUACUGAAGUAGGAGCAAGCCAGCAGCAGAAGCAGCUAUAUUUUGAGUUCCAAGCCGAAAGUUAUUGAAAACAGUCUCAAAAUGUCGCACGAUUUGGACCCCACUGGCACCUACUAAGGUUCUACCGCGAGAACUCCACUUAGCCAAGCAUUCUAAGGCUGAAUACUAUAACCACUUCAAAAGCCCGACAAAUACAAUCCUACAAUAUGCUGGAUCCCACUGGAACCUACCGGCGACCCCGCGACGCGCAGGACUCCCGCCAAAAGAGGCGACAGGACUGCCUGGAUCCAACCGGGCAGUACUAGACGCCGAUACCCCAACUUCAGAGCCCCAUAACGCCCGUGCCUUAUCCACAAACUCUGGGCAUGAUUGGGGGAGCGCGCUGGUUGCGCGUUCGCGGCCGCGAGGAGACUUCCAGCUGCCGGCGGAGGAGAAAGCUGGGGAUUGGGGCUUU